Messenger RNA from Cladocopium goreaui, 414 nucleotides. The record is from the annotation of a GenBank genome assembly. Lineage: Eukaryota; Dinophyceae; Suessiales; Symbiodiniaceae.
AUGUUUGACAAGAUAGAUCUUUAUUUGGAAGCCAUCAGGCUGUACAAUGUCUUGGCACUUGCAUACUACUACCUGGCCAAUCAGCUGUCGGCCAAUUACACCAUCCGGGUGCCGCUUAAAGCUGGGCACAGAAUGUUUAACCAGAGGCAACUUACUUUGGAAGCCAUCAGGCUGGACAAUGGCUUGUCACUUGCAUACUCAGACCUGGCCAAUCAGCUGUCAGCCAACGAGACGAUCAAGGUGUGGCUUAAAGCUGGGGACAGAAUGUUCGACAAGAAAGAGCUUUAUCUGGAAGCCAUCAGGCUGCACAAUGGUUUGGCAGAAGCGUACUUCUAUCUGGGUCAUGAGCUGUCAACCGGCGAGAAGAUCAAGGUGCAGCUGAGAGAUGGAGACCAGGAGUUUACCAAAGAGUAA